AUGACAGGACGCAAGAGCUUGUUCAUAUUCCUCAUGGGGCUGGCCUGGAAGUGCCGCUUCAGCAUGCCGCUGCUCCUCAGCGGUACUGUGGCAGCGCUCGGGAGGGCUUGGAUGUUCCAGAUCAGGGUACAUACGGUCCACAGGCUUCAUGAGAACGAGCUGGCUUAUUAUGAUGAGGAUGAGGACAUGGAGGAGGAUGAAGGAUCUUGGGAGACACAAUCAACAGAUUCUUGGGAAACUAUAGUAGAGGAAGUGGCGUAUGGGUGA
Messenger RNA from Arctia plantaginis, 267 nucleotides. The record is from the annotation of a GenBank genome assembly. Lineage: Eukaryota; Metazoa; Arthropoda; Insecta; Lepidoptera; Erebidae.